Messenger RNA from Mus caroli (Ryukyu mouse), 877 nucleotides. RefSeq names its product ribonuclease H2 subunit B (gene Rnaseh2b). Gene Ontology annotation, biological process: RNA catabolic process. NCBI's taxonomy places the organism in Eukaryota, Metazoa, Chordata, Mammalia, Rodentia, Muridae. The record is from RefSeq and is a predicted model, not a curated record. Gene Ontology annotation, cellular component: ribonuclease H2 complex; nucleoplasm.
GCCACUUCCGGCAGGGCGCGACCAUGGCGGGAGGCCGGGACCGUGGGGAGUUGGCGGCCAGGCAGCUAGUGUUCGUACUUCCAGAAUAUUUAAAAGAUGCCUCGAAGAAGAAGAAGAAGAGCAGCCUCCUGUUUGUAAAGCUGGCCAAUCCGCACUCAGGGGGCCUUCUUCACUUUGCCACACCCAUGGACCCAUUGUUCCUGCUCCUUCACUAUCUCCUAAAGGCUGGCAAAGAGGGGAAGUAUCAGCCCUUGGACCAAGUCGUGGUGGAUGACACGUUUCCAGAUUGCACCUUGCUGCUGAGAUUUCCUGAGCUUGAAAAGUCACUUCGGCAUGUGACAGAGGAAAAAGAAGUGAACAGCAAGAAGUACUAUAAGUACAGCUCAGAGAAGACAUUGAAGUGGCUGGAGAAAAAGGUCAACCAAACUGUGGUAGCAUUAAAAGCUAAUAAUGUCAACGUUGGAGCCCGGGUUCAGUCAUCUGCAUAUUUCUCUGGUGUUCAGGCCAAGGACGAGGAAGAAGAUUAUGUUCGCUAUGCCCAUGGUCUGAUCUCUGAUUACAUCCCUAAAGAACUGAGUGAUGAUUUAUCCAAGUUCUUGAAGCUUCCAGAACCUCCAUCUUCAUUGCCAAACCCUCCAUCAAAGAAACUAAAGUUAUCAGAUGAGCCUGUAGAAGCGAAAGAAGAUUACACUAAGUUUAACACUAAAGACUUGAAGACCAGCAAGAAGAAUAGCAAAAUGACUGCAGCUCAGAAGGCUUUGGCUAAAGUUGACAAAAGUGGAAUGAAAAGUAUUGAUGCCUUUUUCGGGGCAAAAAACAAAAAAACUGGAAAGAUUUGAAGCAUCGAAAAUAAAAUCCAGUGAAGCAGAAACAGAAA